Molecule: messenger RNA, 2848 nt
Organism: Macroventuria anomochaeta
Lineage: Eukaryota; Fungi; Ascomycota; Dothideomycetes; Pleosporales; Didymellaceae
Product: MCM-domain-containing protein
Exons: 5
Coding region: 120-2732 (870 amino acids)
Biological process (GO): DNA strand elongation involved in DNA replication; double-strand break repair via break-induced replication; DNA replication
Cellular component (GO): MCM complex; nucleus
Molecular function (GO): ATP hydrolysis activity; single-stranded DNA binding; single-stranded DNA helicase activity
Source: RefSeq, a predicted model, not a curated record
CGACUGUGCGUUUUUCGAGAUACCCCGUAUUCGCUGCUCUACGCUUGUUUGAUCGCAACGAAAAGCGAUUGAGCGCUCAAUAGACGCUCUACACCUCAAAAUCCUGCACAUCCUGCACCAUGACCGAGGUGAUCAGAGACGAGGAGGUGCGCAGGCGCAUCCGUCUUGCGCAGGAGUUUUUGGACCCAGAUGAUGUGUCUCGACGAAGCUACCGCCCCGAUAUUCUGGUGAUGUUGAACAGGGGACAGAGGAGACUGACGGUCAGCAUCGACGAGAUCCGAACACACAACCGCGAACUGGCCGACGGCCUCCUGAACCAACCCUUCGACUUCGCAGAGGCCUUCGACCGCGCCCUCAAGAGUGUCGUUGAAGCGUUCGCCGACCGCCCCAAAUCUGAGUCUGGCCCCGAUGUCGUAUACUACUGCGCCUACAUUGGCAGCUUUGGCGAGUACUCUUGCAACCCGCGCACACUCAGCUCGAAUCAGCUCAACCACAUGGUGUCGCUGGAAGGUAUCGUCACAAAGACAUCGCUCGUGAGGCCCAAGGUGGUCAAGAGUGUGCACUACAACGAGAACAAGCAGAAGUUCCACUUCCGCGAGUACAGAGAUCAGACCAUGACAACGGGUGCUGCGAGUACAAGCGUGUACCCCACUGAAGACGAAGAAGGCAACCCGCUCGUCACCGAGUAUGGCUACUGUAUCUACAGAGACCACCAAACCAUCUCGAUCCAAGAGAUGCCCGAGCGCGCACCUGCCGGUCAGCUGCCGCGAUCUGUCGAUGUUAUUAUGGACGACGAUCUGGUCGACCGCGUCAAGCCUGGCGACCGUAUCCAGCUCGUUGGUAUCUAUCGCUCGCUGGGAAACCGCAAUGCCGGCGCCGGCAGCUCGACUUUCCGCACACUCAUCCUCGCCAACAAUGUGAUUCUGCUCUCGUCCAAGUCUGGCGGCGGUAUUGCGCAAGUCAGCAUCACCGACACAGACAUCCGCAACAUCAACAAGAUCGCAAAGGGCAAGCGCGUUUUCGAGCUCCUGUCGCAGUCAUUGGCGCCAUCGAUAUACGGCCACGAUUACAUCAAGAAGGCCAUCUUGCUGCUGUUGCUGGGAGGACAGGAGAAGAACCUUGAUAACGGAACACAUUUGAGGGGAGACAUCAACAUCCUUAUGGUCGGUGACCCCUCGACAGCCAAGUCGCAGCUGCUCCGCUUCGUGCUCAACACCGCUCCUCUUGCUAUCGCUACAACCGGUCGAGGAUCUUCCGGGGUCGGUCUGACAGCUGCCGUUACCUCAGACAAGGAGACAGGCGAGCGUCGUCUGGAAGCUGGUGCCAUGGUUCUGGCCGACCGAGGUGUUGUCUGUAUCGAUGAGUUUGACAAGAUGUCUGAUGUCGAUCGAGUGGCUAUCCACGAAGUCAUGGAGCAGCAGACCGUCACCAUCGCCAAAGCUGGUAUCCAUACCUCUCUCAACGCCCGUUGCAGUGUCAUCGCAGCCGCGAACCCUAUCUUCGGCCAGUAUGAUAUCCACAAGGACCCGCACCGCAAUAUCGCCCUCCCCGAUUCUCUCCUCUCUCGUUUCGAUUUGCUCUUCGUUGUCACUGACGACAUCGAGGAUGCUCGCGACAGGCAGAUCUCAGAGCACGUCCUCCGCAUGCACCGUUACCGGCAAGCGGGUACUGAGGAGGGUGCACCAGUCCGUGAAGACGGUGCUCAGCUUCUUGGUGUAGGCCUCGACACUGACGCCGACGCCAACCGCCCUACAGACGUGUAUGAGAAGUUCAACCCUAUGCUUCACUCGGGAGUCACAGUCACAGUUGGCCGAGGCUCAUCGAGAAGGACUGAAGUACUCAGCAUCCCCUUCAUCAAGAAGUACAUUCAAUACGCGAAGCGUGAGAAGCCGAUCCUUACCAAAGGCGCAGCUGAUCACAUCGUUGCCACCUACUCCGCGCUGCGAAAUGAUGAGCUUGAUGCGGGAACCCGCCGUACCUCUCCCAUUACCGCACGUACUCUCGAAACACUUAUUCGUCUCUCGACAGCGCACGCAAAGUCUCGCCUGUCAAAGAGGGUCGAGCAGAAGGACGCAGAUGUUGCCGAGCAAAUCUUGCGCUUUGCCCUCUUCAAGGAAGUCGUCGAGGAUGACCGCCGCAAGCGAAGGCGGACUGCUCGUGACCCGGAUGCUAUGUCAACAGACGAAGGCGAGUCUGAUAACGACGACGAGGAUGGUGACGAGCAAGAGACUACAGCUACACCACGCACUGGUGGUCCUUCUACACGCAGUCAACGCACGACGACAGCUACACGCACACCAGCACCCGCCGAUGACGAUGAAGAGGGGGACGACAGCGAACUCUACCGCGUCACGCCCAGAACACAGCGCACCACACAGCGUACAACAGACCACACUCAAUCGUCCCGAGCCGGGCCCUCAUCACAAGUCAGCGCCGCAUCCUCACGUCCUGAGUCGCAACUCCCACCCACACAGACCGACUCUCAGGAGUCGCAAGACCUCACACCAGCACGAUUGCAGGUCUUCCAGACCGCUCUCGGUCAUCUCAUCGACGGGCCGCUGUUCGCCAAUGAUGCUGCUGAUGUCGAGCCGCUUGUCGCUGCUGUCAACGCCAGGUUGGGCGGCGGAGCUGGAAGGCAAGCAUUCGAUGCUGAUGAGGCAGAGAAGGCGCUUGAGACGCUCAAUGAGCAGAACAAAAUCAUGUACUCUGGUGGUAUAGUGUACAAGAUCUAAGGUGAUUUGUAGUGGGGUGGAUGUGGGAUACGAUCUGGUGCAUUAUUUUAAUGUCAGGCUAGAUGCCACGAUUGGGCAUUGGAGUAGGCGUUUUGUGAUAGUCAUGUUGUGAAAUC